Messenger RNA from Anas platyrhynchos (mallard), 2881 nucleotides. NCBI's taxonomy places the organism in Eukaryota, Metazoa, Chordata, Aves, Anseriformes, Anatidae. The record is from RefSeq and is a predicted model, not a curated record.
AUGGAAAAACUCCGUAAGAUGGAGGCUAACUUUCCUUUUGGAUUGGCCGCCGCCUCGCUUACCUGCGGGCGCGGGGUGCCGGGGAGGCGGGCCCCCGCUGGCCGGGCCCCCGGCGGCCGGAGGUGGCCGUGCCGGGCCGAGGCCGCGGCGUCGCGGAGCCGGGCCGGGCCGUGCGGGUGCCGCUGUGUUUACACCGCCACAGCCGCCGCCGCCGCCGCCACAGCCACAGCCGCCGCCGCCGGGGCUCGGCGCUCCGCGGGCGCUCAGCAGCCAGUCGCCAUUUCCCGCCUACCGACCUGCUGCACCGCACCGAGGGACCCGGAUGGCAGCGGGGCCGCCGCGCACGCGCAGCCACGGCCGGGGGAGGAGGAGGAGGGGGCCGCCGGGGGCCGGCAGCGCCGGGCAGGCCGGGAAGGAGGGGAGCGGGCGGUGGGGACGGGGAUGGGGACGGGACCGGCUCGGCUCGGCUCGGUGCCUGCCCCCGCUGCUGAGGACCGGGGGUGCCUCAAGGAGCGGCUCUGGGCCGGGCCGGGCCCUGAGAGUAACGUGCUUGGUGACCUUAGGACGGCUUCUGGAGCUGGUGUGGAAGCAGCACGCUUCCACAAAAGCAGCUUUUGUGGCACUCUGGCAGAGCAGCAGGCAGAGACCCGCAGGUUUGAAUGUAACUUCCAGCAAUUGCGUCCAGCACUUCUCAGCAAGACUCCGAAGUUGUAUGCUGCUGGAGUUCUUCUUCCGUGCGUCAGGACCCACACACAAGGAUCAGGUCACGCCUGGAAUUCUGUUUCAUAAGCUGAAGAUGGUGCAUUCCUAAAUCUUGCCUGAGGGGCUUUGUAUUUUUCUGGGGAAAAGGGUUUUAUUCCCUGGGUAAUGUGGGGGCCCUUUAAGUUCUUCAUCUUUCUUCAUGUGUAGGUACCAGCUGCUACUCUGAGCACAGUUGUUGAGUGUAGUUUAUUCUGCCAAAGUGAAAAUAACUCUGAUGUGACUAUGAGAGAUAGUUGUGUAAACAAAACGAUUCUUGUUUGGGUUUAAAUUUUUAAAAUCACCUAUUUCCAGUAUUUGUUGUUUCUCUUGCUUAUCUGAAGGGAAGAAAUGUUGUUUAAUAGGGAAACAGAACCGUGCGCUUGACUUAAAUGAGAAGCAGCUACCAGGCUCUGCUUGCUCCUUUGUGCCUAGACGUCUGUGAUCCAAUCUGGCUGUCCAGGAGCAGCCCCAGACGCGGUGUUCUGACUGCUUACACUGCAGCUGACAGGAAUCAGGAUUCAUAUGGUACUCUGCGCCUGUUCAGAAACAAAGGCAAGCACAAAUUUAAACCAACUUAAACGCAUGUUUGAUCUAGCACAGAAUGUCUUUGAAGUGUCUACAGUCAAGAAACAGUCCUGUGGGGAUGCAAAUACACAUCUGCAAGUGGUCAAGCCCGAUUUGGGGAAGUUAAACUGUGGUGUCCAUACUAGCAACCCCAUCCUUGCUACGUGGGAAGACAUUGAUACAGGUUGAGGGAUUGAGAGCACGCUGGUUUCUCAGCAGGAAGUUCUUGCAUCAGUAUCAUAACCCUGUUUCUCUCUGUCUUGAAAAUUCCAGUGUAGCCUACUAAAUAGGUAUAUAUGUCCCCACUUCCUUUUCUUCUAUUUUCUUUAAGAAACACGGUAUCCUCGGUGCUGGAGUCUUUAAAAAGCUCUAGCUAUUGCACCUCUGGGUGCCUCUGGCCCAACGUCCCCCAGCAGGGCCACGUCCAGGCGGCUGCUGGAGCUCUCCAGGAGGGCCCCCAGCACCUCUCAGCACGGCCUGUGCCAGGGCUGCGGCCCCGCAGGCACAGAACUGCUUCUGGGGCCCAGGGGGAACCUCCAGGGCUCCAGUUUUUGCCCAGGGCCCCUUGUUCUGGCCCUGGGCAGCACUGCCAAGAGCCUGACCUCACCACAUCCCCCCUGGGGUAUUUAUGAACAUUCAUAAGAUCCCCGUGAGCUUUCUGUAGUUUUUUUUUUUGUUUUGAUCCAGCUUUUUUCCAAUAUCCAGACAAACUUGUGGUACUUGACGUUUACAUAAAGCAAGCCUACGAUAGGAAGACACUCCACUGCACAUGUGCCUUUGUCGUGGGAGAAUGUAAGAACGCUUUGACAGGUGUUAAUCACUUCUGUUAAUUCACUGUUUGGAGGAAACACAAAGCUGAUAAUUCACACCAGGUUUUGAGCAAGUUUAAUAAUAGACUGCUGGCACUGUGUUACUGUUGCUGCUACCUGAGGAACAGGGCUUUAGGGAAAUGCGAUGUCAUGAAUUCAAGUAAAAUUUGAUCUUUUCCUGUGCCGUGGAAGUUGAAGCAAUCACUGUUCUGUGGUGUGUUUGGCUGCAUGCGAGCAGGGAAAUGCUUCAGUUGCUCUACUACAGGUGGGAAGCAGUGAGCUUGUGGCGGUGAAUUCUCCAAGUCCACGCGCACACACGUUUGUUCAGUCUGAAGGGAGCAGGACGUGGUUGUGUGUGCAGAGAAGUCGGGGGAGUGCCACGCUGCCCAGGCUGUGCCAUGAACUGAAGGUAAGGACCCGGCUCCUCUUCCUCCUCCACUUGUGGCUUGGCCUCGGGCGGGUCAAACAAUGCAGUGCAGGGGAGGGGCGGGGGUUUCACGCAGCCUCUUAUCAAACUGGUGGUUUCUGCAGAGGGUCUGUGGCAGGUAUUAAUGUUCCACUGAAGCAGAAGUGCAUGACAGCCUCAGGUCCAGUCACCCUGGUGUAUUUCCCAGGCAAAUCAUGCUGUGAAUCACUGAGAGUGUGUAAUUUUGCACUGCAAAGUGCUUACAAGAAGUCUUUUGCUCUGCAGGCUUUGUUUUUCACUGGUUAUGAUUUUGUCUAUAUGAAAAUGUAAAAUAAUAUUUAAUAAAAUGCAUAUAUCACUA